Coprinopsis cinerea okayama7#130 is the source of this 888-nucleotide messenger RNA. RefSeq lists its product as hypothetical. Bases 1 to 888 code for a protein of 295 amino acids. The transcript has 3 exons. The record is from RefSeq and is a predicted model, not a curated record. NCBI's taxonomy places the organism in Eukaryota, Fungi, Basidiomycota, Agaricomycetes, Agaricales, Psathyrellaceae.
AUGACGUCCAAAACCUCCCUCACCCUCGCCCAGCGCCAACGAGUCGCCCAAGACACGAUUAAGCGCUCGCCCCAGAUCAUCGCCGAACACGCCAGUGCCGGCGGUAAUGAGGGACCUCUCCGAAGCGCCACAGCCGAUUCCACAUUCAUUUCUGAACAACUUCCUUCAUUGGACCAGUCCAAGUGUCCGAAUGCACCAGAGAGCCAGGUGCAGUUGGUCAAUUCGGACGCGUUUACGGCUGCUAGGCGCUUGAUUGAGGAGGUUCCUGAGGCGCAUGGGAGUGUUGCGGUGUUGAACUUGGCUAGUGAUGUGUAUAGAGCUGGGGGGUGGGUACAGACGUUGUCGAAGACUCAGGAAGAAGCGCUCUGCUACUCCUCUACGCUCUACGAAACACUGAAAGAGUCGUACUACCCCUGGCCAAACGUCGGACCCGGCUCCGUCGCAGGCGUCUUCUCCCCAGGUGUAGUCAUCUUCAAAGACGACCUCGACAACGGCUGCGGAGAACUCCCCGCUGCAGACCGCCGCAUCGUCUCCGUGAUCACAGUCGCUGCGCCGCGGAACCGCCUACUAACAGAAGACGGGGAGAACUUUCAGAAUCCUUCCGUACUCGAAGAUCUACAAGGCAAGAUCCGCCUUGUCUACCGGAUGGCUGCGCAUCAUGGGCAGCAAUACCUCAUUCUUGGCGCGAUGGGAUGCGGUGCAUACCGCUGUCCCCCCAAACUCGUCGCAACCCAGAUGAAAGAAAUCCUUCUCGAACCAGAAUUCAACGGGUGGUUCAAAUGGGUCAUCUUCGCGAUCUACAGUCGACCAGAUAACGGACCUACCAACUUUGACAUCUUCUCCGAGAUUUUCAAAGACACCACAAUCGGGAAGAAAGAAUUGAUUUAA